AUGACGGCCACCGGCCCAGGCCCCAGGCCCAGGCCGUGGGCCCAGGCUGGUGCGUAUAAGGCGUCCAUGAGGCGCUCACUGGGCCCAGGCCACUACCCCCCGAACAUUACCACCAUCAGCAAAUGCGGCAAAGCCUGCCAGUGGCAGCAGGCGCUAUGGUGUCUCAGCGGGAUGCUUGAAGCAAGCGUAGAGACCGACCUCACCAAUGGGUAUAGCGCUGCGAUCGACGCGUGUGGGAGAGGCAAGCAAUGGCAGCACGCUCUGUCGCUGCUGAGCGAGAUAUGCGAGGCGGAGCUGGAGCCCAACAUUAUCUGCUACAACGCCGGGAUCAGCGCUUGUGAGAGAAGCAGGAUGUGGCAGCGUGCUCUGUCGUUGCUCAGCGCGGUAUGUGGGGCGAAGCUGGAGCCGACUGUCUCAGCUAUAAUGCUGGGAUCAGCGCUUGCGGAAACGGCGAGCAGUGGCAGCAGGCAAUCGCGUUGCUCACCGAAAUGA
Prorocentrum cordatum is the source of this 492-nucleotide messenger RNA. Lineage: Eukaryota; Dinophyceae; Prorocentrales; Prorocentraceae. The record is from the annotation of a GenBank genome assembly.